UCUAGAAACCCAUAUUCGUAGUUACCAUCAUAACGAAUAUAUUAAUUUACAAGCAGUAAAAAAUGAUGAUGGUCAAAAUAAGCGUCAACAUAAUAGUGAUACCGAUUUAUUUCCAUCAAAAAAAUGUGGUCCGUUGGAUUCUAUGAUAAAUGUUUCAAAGAAAAAAUUAUAUGUAAAUAUUGAUAAAUUUAAAGUACUAGAAGCCUGUACCGAAAUGGUAACAGUCAAUGGACGUCCUCUAACUAUAUUUCACGAUUCAGGAUUCAAAAAAAUUUUGGAUCCCCUCACAGCAGCAAUUGGUGAAGGAUUUACAAUCAAUUCACACAACAUUAAGAAAAAUAUUUUUUUGGCCUCAAAUACAAUCAUCAAAGAAAUAACUAAUGAUGUCAACAAUAAAUUAAUUAGUCUGAAAAUUGAUUGUGUUAAACGCCACAACCGUUCUAUAAUGGGAGUGAAUAUCCAGUAUGUAAAAAAUGGUAGAGUUUGUUUGGCAACUUUAGCGAUGAAAGAAGUUCAUGAACAACACACUGCCGAUAAUUUUAAAAAAAUGCUUCUUGAAGUGUUACAAAAGUAUGAUAUGGUUAAACAACAAAUUUAUAGUAUCACUUGUGAUAAUGCAUCAAAUAUGGUGAAGUUAGCGAGAAUAAUGAAUGAUGAAUGUGAAGAAAUAAAUGUGAUAGUACCCAAUUUAAAUGAAAAUGAUUCUGAUUCUGAUAUUGACUUGGAAUAUGAAAAUGGAGAAGGAACAUCUUUAUCAAUAGAUGAUAUCGAGGGUGAACUUUUUAAUGAUGAUUUCGAAAAUGAUGAUAAUACAAACAAGGAAGUGGAAGAUUUUCAAAGAUUUGUAAUGAAUGCUAUAGAACCUAAAUCAAUAACAUCGUGCAUAAGAUGUUCUGUGCAUUCCUUACAAUUAUGUGUUCUGCAUGGUUUAAAAAAUGCACAUAUAACCAGUUGUAUAACUGAAGCUAGAAAGGUUGUAAAAAAGCUCAGAACCCCAAAAUAUGCUAGUUGGUUGAAAAGAAAACAUUUAAAGUAUGCUGUAAUUGAUAUAGAGACUAGGUGGAAUUCUCUAUACAACAUGCUCUACAGACUGUUAGAGUUGAAAGAAUUUUGUAAGCUGCAUGAUGGAACAAACCCAGAUGUUAGACUAAGGGACUGUGAAUGGGAGUCAAUACAAAGUGUUGUUAAUGCUCUUAAUCCUGCAAAGACAGCUACACUUGCAUUACAAAAGCAAGACCUAAAUUUAGGUAAUUUUUACGGUAUAUGGCUCAAAGCUAUACAUGGAUUAACUGCAGAUGGUUCAAUUCUAGCUAAGACCAUAAAAAUAGCUAUGGAGAAAGAACUUAAGGAAAAAUAUUUGGAAAAUAGCACAUUCUUAGCGGCUAUUUAUGUUGAUCCCAGAUAUCAGUGCUUACUGACUCAUGAUCAACAAGAUCUUGCAAUUAAUCGCCUUGUUGAAACUUGGGAGACUUUACAGUUAUUAAAAGAUAAGAAUCCUGAAUUGAAUAGGUCCAACUCAUCUUUAGAUGCUGCAGGUCAGCGUGGAAAGAAGUUUUUCGGGACUGAAAUUUAUAGUUUCAGAUUUGCGUGCAUCUUUAGAUGAAGAACUUUUGGAGGCUAUAAUGGUUAUUAGAUGUAAUGAAC
Messenger RNA from Metopolophium dirhodum (rose-grain aphid), 1644 nucleotides. RefSeq lists its product as uncharacterized. The transcript is spliced from 9 exons. NCBI's taxonomy places the organism in Eukaryota, Metazoa, Arthropoda, Insecta, Hemiptera, Aphididae. Bases 143 to 1603 code for a protein of 486 amino acids. The record is from RefSeq and is a predicted model, not a curated record.